AUGCCAACAAAAGAGGAGGUUCAGGAGAUAGUACAACGUUGGCACCAGUUGAGGGACCAGUAUGGCGACCAGGUGGUUAAUGUGCCCGAGUUUACGCAGUUGAACAAGACCAUCAACUCGAUCAAGAUGCUUCAGCAGCAACAGCAGCAACAGCAGCAGCAACAGCAGCAAGACCAGCCACCACCGCAACAACCACAACAGCAGCACCAGUUGGGCCAACAACGGCAUCUGCCAGCCCAGCAGCAGCAACAGCAGCAGCAACAGCCUGCUCGACAACAUCAGCAAGCAAUAAACACCCAGCGCUCGACUCCUCAGCAGCAACCGCAACCACUUCCUCAGCAACAACAGCAGAAACAGAGGCAGCAACAAAACACACCACACCUCCAAAAUCAGCCAACUCCGCAAAAUCAUCAAUUUUCUAACAACAGCAACAACAGCAACAACAACAACAACAACAACAACAGCAACAACAGCCACAACCACAACAACCACAACAACCACAACAACAACAACGCUAACAAUGCCUACCCCAAUCCAUCACUGUUUACAAGUCAAAUGGCAUCCCCGGCGGUAGGUGGGAGCUUACACACGUCUGGGAACGGCACACCGUUGUCUCAAAAUGCUAAUUUGAUGCAACCUAAUAUCGGCAAUAGGCCUUUUAACCAAAGUGGUUCUCAGCCUUUACAAAAUGGUAUCACCCCUUCUCAGUUUCAAGCUGAAGCUCAGGCUCAGGCUCAGGCUCAGGCUCAGGCUCAGGCAUCAGGCAAUAAUAAUUGGUCGAUGAAUCAGCCUCCCAUUGCCAGUCUGGCAGAGUCGGCUUUUACAAAUCAACAAUUUCAAUUGCUCAAAUCCCAAAUGCAAGCGUUAAAGUAUUUAAUGAAACUACCCAAUCAAGGACUGAUACCGCAAAAUUUGGUUGCAUUUGUUACAAAUCCUGCCUCUGCGUACCCUAAUGAUCCAUAUUUACCAGCUACUUCUGGAAUAGCAGGAGUGAAUGUUGGUCCCGGACCUGUGCCUGGACCUGUGCCCGGGCCUAUGCAGCACUUUGUGCCACAGGCGGCGCUUCAUUCUAAUGGCGGUGUUGUCAUUACUUCAGGAUCAAGUGCCACAAACCUUGCCAUUCCGGGAGAGAAGAAGAAGGUGAAAAGGGGACCAAAGCCAAAAAAUAAGGAUCAACCCAAGAAACUCACAAAGAAGCAGAUGAGAGAAGAAGAACAACGUAUUGCUGCUCAAAACCAAAGAAUAAAACUCGAGCAACAAAAUGCAGUAAUUCAAGAUCCACAACAAGUUGGCCAGCAAUUUUUACCUAAUCAACAGAUUGUUACUCCAUCCAUGCCUAACCAAGGGUCUAUGCAGCCUCAAGAAGUGCCUAGUACUGUUUCAGCACCACCUGUACCACCGCCUCUUAUACAAGUACCUGAACCACCUGAAAAUCAACUAAUACUCCCAAAUCCUAGUCCGCCAGCUUUACUCGCUAAAGUGAUUGCGGAAAGUUCAAAGAAGAAUAAGAUAGUGAUACCUGUUAGCAAGCCAAACACCGAAGUUGACACUUUUGAAAUUUACAACAUUGCUGGGGAGCACACUAAGGACAUUCCUUUAAGUUCGUUGUAUACUCCUCAAAGUCGAUUCCAAAUUCCGUCAUUGAUGCCAGAUGCUUUAAGCAUGGAAGAUAUGGCUGCUAAUCGUGAGGUGCUUAUGACUCUUAAAAUAGAACAAGAGAAGGAAUCGCUUGAGAAGCAGCUUGCUCAAGUCGAUCCAAAUGAUAUUGAAACACGAAACGAGUUAGAAACAAGACUAAACUCGUUGGAGAUUAUUCCGCUUCAAAAGGUUGCAAGGGGCAAGGUUCUCAUUCAAACUUGGUUCAACAAAUCCUUACUUCCAAAUUCACAUCCAAAUUUCUUGGCCCGAUUCCAUACGUUAUCAAUGGAUAGUGUUGCCAUUACUGUUGACCUUUAUCAGCAUCAGUUGGAAACAUUGAUGAAGGAAAAAAACCGAAAACACUCAAAAAUUAUAGAUAAAGUAUUGAAGUUUGAAGAAAAAAACAGUGAUAAACACAAUAGAAAGGCCGAUAAGGUUAAUAGGUUCAUUAACAAAGUCAACAAUUUCCACAACCAAACAGCAAAAGAGGAACAGAAAAAGCUUGAGAGAAUGGCCAAGCAGCGUUUGCAAGCUUUGAAACUGAAUGACGAGGAAGCUUAUUUGAAACUCUUGGACCAUACUAAGGAUACAAGAAUUACUCAUUUGCUAAAACAAACUAAUCAGUUUUUGAACUCAUUGGCCCAGGCAGUUGAGACUCAACAAAAGGAGGCACGUGAGAAUUUGAUUAGUGCAGGUCGUCUUGAGGAGGAAAAUAUGGUGGUAGACCAUGAUGAGGAUGAGAAACUAGAGAAACCCGAUUACUACAACGUUGCUCAUAGAAUUAAAGAAGAGGUAACGAAACAGCCGUCCCUAUUGGUAGGUGGAAGUUUGAAGGAGUAUCAGUUGAAAGGUUUACAAUGGAUGGUUUCAUUGUUUAAUAAUCAUUUAAAUGGUAUAUUGGCUGAUGAAAUGGGAUUGGGAAAAACGAUUCAAACCAUUUCGUUGUUGACAUAUUUGAUUGAAGUAAAGAAAAUCCUGGGACCCUUUUUGGUUAUUGUUCCUUUAUCCACAGUUACAAAUUGGAAUUUGGAAUUUGAGAAAUGGGCACCUAGUGUUAAGAAAAUAACAUACAAGGGUACUCCAAAUCAGAGAAAAUUAUUACAGCAUGAAAUCAAAAUGGGUAAUUUCCAAAUUCUUCUCACAACUUUUGAAUACAUCAUCAAGGACAAGGCGCUUUUAGGACGAAUUAGAUGGGUUCACAUGAUUAUUGACGAAGGACAUCGUAUGAAAAACACCAAUUCGAAAUUGUCUGAAACUUUGACCACCAACUAUCAUAGUGAUUACAGAUUGAUUUUAACGGGUACACCUUUGCAAAACAAUUUGCCUGAAUUGUGGGCCCUUUUGAACUUUGUGUUGCCCAAAAUUUUCAACUCGGUCAAAUCGUUUGAUGAAUGGUUCAACACACCUUUUGCCAACACAGGUGGACAAGAUAAGAUAGAAUUAAGCGAAGAAGAGACUCUUUUGGUCAUUAGGAGAUUGCAUAAAGUUCUUCGACCAUUUUUGUUGAGGAGAUUGAAAAAGGACGUUGAAAAAGAUUUACCAAGUAAAAUUGAAAAAGUUGUCAAAUGUAAAAUGUCCGCAGUCCAAUCGAAACUAUAUCAGCAAAUGUUGAAAUAUAAUGUUCUUUAUGCGGGAGAUCCCAAUAAUCCAGAGGUUGCUCUUCCAAUUAAGAACGCGAAUAAUCAAAUUAUGCAGUUGAAGAAGAUUUGUAAUCACCCUUUUGUUUACGAGGACGUGGAAAACUUUAUUAAUCCAACCGCCGAGAACAACGAUCUUAUUUGGAGAGUAUCAGGGAAAUUUGAGUUGUUGGAUAAGGUUUUGCCAAAAUUCAAACAGACUCAACAUAAGGUGUUGAUAUUUUUCCAAAUGACUCAAGUCAUGGAUAUUAUGGAAGAUUUCUUAAGACUUCGCGGACUAAAGUAUAUGAGAUUGGAUGGUGGCACAAAGGCUGACGAUAGAACAGAGUUGUUGAAACUUUUUAAUGCACCAGACUCUGACUAUUUUUGUUUCCUUUUAUCUACCCGAGCUGGUGGAUUGGGUUUGAAUUUGCAAACGGCGGAUACAGUUAUUAUUUUUGAUACGGAUUGGAAUCCUCAUCAAGAUUUACAAGCUCAGGAUAGAGCGCACAGAAUUGGACAGAAGAAUGAAGUGAGGAUAUUGAGGUUGAUUACCGAAGAUUCUGUCGAGGAAAUGAUUUUAGAGAGAGCACAUGCAAAAUUGGAAAUUGACGGGAAAGUGAUUCAAGCUGGUAAAUUUGACAACAAAUCUACCGCAGAAGAACAAGAAGCAAUGUUGAGGGCUUUAUUAGAAAAAGAAGACGAACGUAGACAAAAGGGCAGUGAAGCUGAAGAUGAAGACUUGGAUGACGAUGAGCUUAAUCAAAUCAUUGCUCGUAAUGAGAAUGAGCUUGAUGUAUUUAAAAGACUUGAUGAAGAGAGAGCCUUGGCAACAAAAAAUGCUAGUUAUCCAUCGAGAUUGUUUUCUGAGCAAGAAUUACCUGGUGUUUAUAAGAAGGACCCCGAGGAAGUACUUAAGAAAGAUGACCUUUUAACAGAAGAGUAUGGUCGUGGCGCUCGAGAAAGAAAGGCUACCAAGUAUGAUGACAAUUUGACUGAGGAGCAGUGGUUACAACAAAUUGACGGAAUGGUAUCUGAUGACAAUGAAGGCAGUGAUGAUAAAGACAACAAUAACAACAAUAACGACGAUGAUGAUGACGAUGAGGAGAGUGAUUCAUCUAGUGACAGUGAGGGCUCGAAUGUAAAAGUAAGUAAAGUUCAAGUGCGCAAGAGAGGACGUCCCGCUAAAAACAAGGCUUCUGCUGCAUACAAAGACGAUGGAAGUCUCAAUGAAAAUGAUGCUCCAACAAAAAGAGCUUCUGGUGACGAUUCUGAGGAUGUACCUGUUCAAAAGAAACAAAAAACUACUGAGACAUCAGCGGUAGUUACCACAGGUACCAGGGGUAGAGGACGUGGUCGCGGAAGAGGACGAGGACGAGGACGAGGACGAGGUUCUGUGUUUUCACGAUCAACGCCGGUGGUUGACCCCUUAUCUCCUGACGAGAGAGCUCGACUUCAAAACAAUAUUGAGAGCAUUUUAGGGUUAAUCACUAACUACAAAAAUGAACAUGAUAGAAGGCUAAGUGAUUUGUUCAUGGUCAAACCUUCUAAAUCAUUUUACCCCGAUUACUACGUAUUGAUAAAACAUCCGAUUGCUCUCGAUAUAAUUAAGAAACGAGCUGCAGCAAAUACUUACACCAUAAUACGGGAGUUCUUAGAAGACUUGCAUCUUAUGUAUAGCAAUGCCAAAAUUUACAACGAAGAAGGCUCAAUUGUUUACCAAGAUGCUGCUACGCUCGAACGGAUUACUAUCCAGAAAAUAAAAGAGUUGUUAUGGAAUCUUCCUGAAGAUGAAAUGAAGAAACUUUUAGAUUUUACAGGCUUUGAUGAGAUAUUUGGAUUGCACCUGCUAGUUCCCUCUACGGCCAUAAAGCAGCCAAUAGAGACCAAACUAGAGAAAAUCGAUAACGGUGAGCAAGUGGACAGUCCAUUACUUGGAAGUUCAACAAUAGCAGGUACAGAAGACUCGGUACCUGCCAAUUUUGAAUAA
Molecule: messenger RNA, 5244 nt
Organism: Lodderomyces oxycetoniae
Lineage: Eukaryota; Fungi; Ascomycota; Pichiomycetes; Serinales; Debaryomycetaceae
Gene: SNF2
Product: SWI/SNF catalytic subunit
Exons: 1
Coding region: 1-5244 (1747 amino acids)
Biological process (GO): positive regulation of transcription by RNA polymerase II
Cellular component (GO): nucleus
Molecular function (GO): histone binding; DNA binding; ATP-dependent chromatin remodeler activity
Source: RefSeq, a predicted model, not a curated record